Molecule: messenger RNA, 3125 nt
Organism: Pollicipes pollicipes
Lineage: Eukaryota; Metazoa; Arthropoda; Thecostraca; Pollicipedomorpha; Pollicipedidae
Product: amino acid transporter ANT1
Exons: 11
Coding region: 181-1842 (553 amino acids)
Biological process (GO): amino acid transmembrane transport
Cellular component (GO): vacuolar membrane
Molecular function (GO): L-amino acid transmembrane transporter activity
Source: RefSeq, a predicted model, not a curated record
AGGCCGCGGGAGGGGGGACCGCAGUUGCGGAGAGGGCAGCGUGUCAGAUUAGCGGGGAGGUGGAGACACGGCUAAGGCCGUAUAUGCGCGGCCGGCUGUCAGCUGGUAUCAUCCACCUCGCUGGAGGGAGGGCCGGGGGCGCGACCCGCGGCGUAGAGGUCCGUUGACCCCGUGGAAAAGAUGACGAUGGGCGCUGGGAACUCAGGCUCGGGGGCCACUCAUCCUCUGAAGAUUGUUGCCAACAUCUUUAUCUCCUUCAUUGGUGCAGGAGUGUUAGGUCUACCAUAUGCUUUCAAGGAGGCUGGUUUGGCAGAAGGAAUCCUGAUAAUGGUGACAGUUGGCUAUGUCUCCAUCCGUGCCAUGUUCCUCAUCAUUGACUGCAAGUACUUGCUGCUGCAAAAACGUGCCCCAGGAAAGGCUGCUGUCAAAAGCUAUAUGAAGAGCAAUGUUUCCCUGAAGAAUGGCUCGGUGGAGCUGAAGCUGCCUCUGCUGAAGGGCGAGGACGCCGCGCAAGACGACGAAGAGGAUGAUAAGAUCGUCGUCGACACCACUCACGAGAUCACAUACGGUGAUCUGGGCUUCUACGCAUUCGGGUCGAAGGGCCGCUGGCUGGUGGAUGCCACAGUCGUGGUCUCACAGAUAGGAUUCUGCUGCGCAUACCUGAUAUUCAUAUCGGAGAACCUCUCCACGUACAUAUCGGGAGUCACCACGGGUCAGUGGCUCAUCCUCUUCCUGCCUCCGCUAUACCUGCUCUGCCUGCUGCGGAAGCUGGAGAAGCUCGCCAUCUUCAGCGUGUUCGCCCAGCUCUCUACCAUCAUGGCGUUCGCCGUCGUCUUCUGGUUCGACUUCGAGCACUACUACGUGAUGGAGCGCUUCCAUCCGCGCGAGUUCUCCGACAACGGCUUCCCGUUCUUCUUCGCCAUCGCCAUCUACUGUUACGAGGGUGCCGGCAUGAUCCUCUCGCUGGAGAACUCGCUGGCUGAGCACGUGCGACCCAAGUUCAAGAUGAUCUUCGGCCGCACGAUGGCGUUCGUGACGGGCCUGUACGUGGUGUUCGGCUGCUCCGGCUACAUCUCGUUCGGCCCCGAGACGCGCGAGAUCAUCACCCUGAACCUGCCGGAUAGCGACGGCGUCAUCGACUUCGCCAUGGUGGUCAAGUGCUGCCUCUGCUUCUCCCUCUUCUUCACCUACCCGCUUAUGGUGUUCCCCGUGGUGACGAUCAUCGAGAAGCGGCUGCCGGCCAGCUACAACACCACCUUCCGAGGGAACGCGCUGCGCCUACUGCUGGUGCUGACCUCCGGCCUGGUGGUGGUGCUGAUCCCCAACUUCGCCAACCUGAUGGCCAUCAUCGGCGGCACGUGCUGCACCCUGCUGGCCUUCAUACUGCCAGGCCUCUUCCACCUCAAGCUGCGCCGCAGGUCGAUAUCGCCCCGAGAGAAGUAUUUCGACAUCUUCCUGAUAUGCAUCGGCAUGCUGGGUGCCGUCAUCGCGACGUCGGAUGCCAUCUUUCGGAUGUCGCAAGAGGCUGAGGUUCCGGCGCCUCCGCUGGAGGGCCUGACCCCGGGCGUGCAGGUAUCUUGGUCUGCCGCGCCGGCAGGCAACGCGACUGCGGCGAGUCACCUGCCGCUGUCAGGCCCGAUCACGGCUUCCGUCGCGACGUCGCCGCCGAACGACACGCUCUUAGCAGCGAACGGCACGCUCUUAGCAGCGAACGACACGCUCGCGGCUGCGGUGAACACGACUCUCGCGGCUGCCGUGAACGCGACUCUCGCGGCGGCCGUCAACGCCACGCUGGCGGCGGCCGACGCCGCCGGCGGCGCGCUACUGCCGGCCGUCAGCUGAUACCGGAGCAGUGACGUCACGGCGGCCGGCCGGGCGGACGUCAUGGGCUCGGUCGGCGCCUGGUGACGUGUGGGGUGCUGGCGGAGGGCUGUGCUGGUGCCAGGGUACUGCGCGGCACGCCGUGGCUCCAGCCGCCGCCGCCAGCGUGUGUCAGUAUUGCAGACCGUGGGAGCGAACGGGGGGUCCAUUGUGCGGGUUUAUGGAGGGCGCGAGCGUCGCCGUGACUGUCAUAAUAAUAGCUGCUGCUGCUGUGUGUGCGGUGAGCGCGGCCAGCUUUGUGAGUACCAACGCAUAGUCAGAGGGGCUCCGUGCGGAUGGCGUCGGCUCCUGGGCGGACGGCCGGCGGCAGACGACAGUUCCGGGCUCCUCCCAUGGGCCUGGGCGGACGCCGAGUGGGCAUUUCCGUAAAAGACACUUCCCGAAUGCUGUGCGUGAGUGGCAUUGGAUUUAGGGUGCAUGUUGAGCGGAACUUGUUGGUGGUACCGUGCGCAUACCACUCGGGAAGAGCUACUUCAGUUUAACUGCCAGUUCGUCCUCCGGCAGCUUCGCCAGACAUGACCAUGGAUGGGUCUUUCACACUUUGCAAUAUCAUAACAUGGCCGCCUGGCGCCAGGUUUGUCAUCAUUGAAUCUGCCCUGACCAAAUUCCCUCCCCAUUUCUCUCUCCCUCCCUCGCUCCGUCCCUGGGACUCAAACUCAGGGCCAGUUGCCCUAGAGCCAAGCCCUCGCAUCAGGAAACUCGGCCGAGACGGCAUUUCCAGCGCUUGAGGGUCGGGCGUCGCCGCGUUCUCGUGCCAAUGUGCGGCGGUCUGAUCUGUGCCGCCGGCCACAGGGACGACAUUGGUCGACAUAGCUCAGUGUCACUGCCGCAGUCUUGGAAUCGGUACCGUUCCCACGCCAGUGUACGGCACUCCGGGUGCGCCGUAAGGCUGAGGGUCCGCUCAGGGGCUGGGACGAACGCUGCUCUCGUGUAGUGUGCGAAUGUUGGGCUGUUCUGAAUGGUUGUGGCACGCUUCCCAGCGUUUGUUGUGAUGGGACAGCAGGGUGCAUUCCUUGAGGCCGCCUUCCACGCUCCUGUGCUGCUGAGUUCGAGCCGGAGCGAGAUUAUUUUACUACUCACUUGUUGUGAUCUACCACGGAAUAGUAUUUUUGGAAUAGUCUAUUUUUGGGAGUGCGUUGGUCGUCCGCGGUGGUGUUGGGCGCCUGGUGCCGUUGGUGCUGACCCCGCUGCCCUGUGAGGGCUGGCCGCUGGUUGUCCUGCACUGCUCGCUGUCUGGAGGUCAC